AGCAGUUGCACAGUACACUACAUUUGAAACACUUAUUGAAACACUUAGACAACCUGGAGCUAAGGAGGCAAUACAGUAUUUUCAGACUGCAUUUGUGGGUUCUAUUGGUCCUCGGGAAGUUUUUACACCGACAAGUCUGAGUUAUGCUAGGUUUCUUGCAGCUGAAGGUGUCUUGUACCCUGGCAAGAAAGAAAACACAUUUAAGAUAUCCUCUCCACUUGUGCUCUCACUGAUUAUAUUGCAAGUGAUCCCUUUUGUAUUCCCAAGUGCUCCGAAAAUGGGGAUUCCUAGGCGGAAUGAUGGGUUACAUGUAAUGGACACUCUCCAGGUCUUGAAGGAAUGUGUUUGUGCAUUCGAUAAGGAUACUAUUCGUGCAGCACGUAUUCAGUCAUUUAAGAUAGCAGAGACAAAGGUGGCUGGUAGAUUGGGAGUGAUGGUCCCUCGAGAAACUGUUUAUGAUGCUGAGUUGAAUCGUAUCCUUAUGAAUUGGCUUGUUGUACAUGGAAACUUUCAAAUUGCUGGACAAUGGUAUACUAAUACUAAAGAGUGUCUUGUUGGUCAAAGGAGAAAAGUUAAAAACCGGUAUUGUGACCUAGUCAUUACACCCGAAUUUGAUUCCACGGCAUCCAUAACAAUCAGACACCCUGGAGUCCUCCUUGAGCUUAUAGCUUCAGCAGAUGAGAAAAAUCUUGAGGAACAUUUUGAGCGAGCGCAGAAGUACGGGAAGAUGAUUGGCAUUAAUGAGAAGCUGGCAGGCCUUAAUGUUGUUCACUUUUGGCAUGAUCGUACCUUUGAUAAUGUUGAUAUGAUUGCUCGUUGUCUAGAUACCAAUGGCACAGUUAGUGAUAUUAAGCCUGAAAGAAUAGUUCGUCCUAGCGUUCUACAUAGCAUUCGUAAUUUCUUUUCAUACUACACGUAA
Molecule: messenger RNA, 919 nt
Organism: Paraglomus brasilianum
Lineage: Eukaryota; Fungi; Glomeromycota; Glomeromycetes; Paraglomerales; Paraglomeraceae
Source: the annotation of a GenBank genome assembly